Messenger RNA from Olea europaea var. sylvestris, 750 nucleotides. RefSeq names its product translation initiation factor IF-2-like. The transcript is spliced from 6 exons. The coding region runs from base 1 to 750 and encodes 249 amino acids. The record is from RefSeq and is a predicted model, not a curated record. Lineage: Eukaryota; Viridiplantae; Streptophyta; Magnoliopsida; Lamiales; Oleaceae.
AUGCGUUCAACAACUAUCCGUGGGGCUGAAGAUGCUACGAAGACACCGUACAUGUGUUCACCAGAUCGCACUCGAGGCUCAGGGGGUCGAUGCAUUUGGGUGUAUGAGACAGUUCCUCUUGAAGUCAUGCCUGAGUUGACGCCAUCGAUGGAAGAGGAGGCUCGGGGUCUUGUGCGGGAUUUAGGCGUUCCGCACACCCCAAACGAGGAGAUGGCAUCGCCGCCACCAUUGGCAUCAUCUCCGCCGAGAGUAUCGUCCCCGCCAUUGGCAUCACCUCCGUCGAGGGCAUCACCGCCGCUAGUGGCAUCACCUCCACCGGGGCCAUCGCCGUCGCCAUUGGCAUCACCUCCGUCCAGACACCUCUCCCGUGUGUCUCCGGAGCACAGUGAUGAUUUGUAUGCCCGUUUGACUGGAUUUAUAGCGGAGGAGGUCGGCACGCUACGACGAGAUUUAACGGAGAGGGUCAAUGAUCUGGGACGAGAGUUGACAGGGAGGGUCGACGAUCUGGCAGGGAGGGUUGACUAUCUGACAGGGAGGGAUACAGUAGCGGCGCUUAGAGGAGAUUUAGCCGGGGGUGGCCCCGAUGGGGAUGGGAGAGGGGACUACGAAGGGGGUGGCCCCGACGGGAGGGACGGAGGUGGUGGCCACCCCGACGAGAGGGGCGGAGGUGGUGACGACGGAGGGGGAGGCCCCGAUGUAGGGGACGGAGGAGGUGGCCCCGGAGGUCGAGAGGACGCCCGGCGUGAUUGA